This is a messenger RNA of Neogale vison (American mink), 5654 nucleotides long. RefSeq names its product immunoglobulin superfamily member 9B (gene IGSF9B). The coding region runs from base 88 to 4395 and encodes 1435 amino acids. The transcript is spliced from 20 exons. Gene Ontology annotation, molecular function: protein binding. NCBI's taxonomy places the organism in Eukaryota, Metazoa, Chordata, Mammalia, Carnivora, Mustelidae. Gene Ontology annotation, biological process: cell-cell adhesion. The record is from RefSeq and is a predicted model, not a curated record.
GUGAGCAGGCGCUCGGGCGCGAGAAGUGUGCGGGCGCAGGAGCACUUUGCGAUAGGAUGAGGCUCUUGGCUGGCGCGCGGUAGUACUAUGAUUUGGUAUGUGGCCACUUUGAUAGCAAGUGUGAUCAGCACCCGAGGUCUUGCGGCUCAAGCUGCCCACGGCCUACGAGAGGAGCCCGAGUUUGUGACCGCAAGAGCCGGUGAGAGUGUGGUCCUGCGAUGCGACGUGAUUCAUCCGGUGACGGGACAGCCCCCGCCCUAUGUCGUGGAGUGGUUCAAGUUUGGGGUGCCCAUCCCUAUCUUCAUCAAGUUUGGCUACUAUCCACCUCAUGUGGACCCUGAGUAUGCAGGCCGGGCAAGCCUUCAUGAUAAAGCAUCCUUACGGCUGGAACAGGUCCGCUCUGAGGACCAGGGCUGGUACGAGUGCAAAGUGCUCAUGCUGGACCAGCAGUAUGACACCUUUCACAACGGCAGCUGGGUCCAUCUCACCAUCAACGCUCCUCCCACCUUUACAGAAACACCCCCCCAAUACAUUGAGGCCAAGGAAGGUGGCAGUGUUACCAUGACCUGCACAGCUUUUGGAAACCCCAAGCCCAUUGUCACCUGGCUUAAGGAGGGGACACUCCUAGGUGCUAGUGGGAAAUACCAGGUGAGUGAUGGCAGCCUGACAGUGACAUCGGUCAGUAGGGAGGACAGAGGUGCCUACACCUGUCGUGCAUACAGCAUCCAGGGAGAGGCUGUCCAUACCACUCAUCUGCUUGUCCAAGGGCCUCCCUUCAUAGUUUCCCCUCCUGAGAACAUCACUGUCAACAUAUCCCAGGAUGCUCUGCUCACCUGCCGGGCAGAGGCAUAUCCCGGCAACCUCACCUACACCUGGUAUUGGCAGGAUGAAAACGUCUACUUCCAGAACGACCUGAAGUUGAGAGUGCGGAUCUUGAUUGAUGGGACCCUGAUCAUCUUCCGAGUGAAGCCUGAGGAUGCGGGGAAGUACACCUGCGUCCCUAGCAACAGCUUGGGGCGCUCCCCCUCCGCCUCAGCAUACUUAACUGUGCAGUACCCAGCCCGUGUCCUCAACAUGCCCCCUGUCAUCUACGUGCCCGUGGGAAUUCACGGCUAUAUCCGAUGCCCUGUGGAUGCAGAGCCGCCGGCCACCGUGGUCAAGUGGAACAAGGAUGGCCGCCCCCUGCAGGUUGAGAAGAACCUGGGUUGGACCUUGAUGGAGGAUGGCUCCAUUCGGAUUGAGGAGGCCACAGAGGAGGCUCUUGGCACUUACACCUGUGUGCCUUACAACACCUUGGGGACCAUGGGCCAGUCUGCUCCCGCACGGCUUGUCCUGAAGGAUCCCCCGUAUUUUACGGUGCUACCAGGCUGGGAAUAUAGGCAGGAGGCUGGCCGGGAGCUGCUCAUUCCCUGCGCUGCUGCAGGGGACCCUUUCCCUGUCAUCACGUGGAGAAAGGUAGGGAAGCCCAGCAGAAGCAAGCACAAUGCCCUGCCCAGCGGGAGUCUCCAGUUCCGAGCCCUGAGUAAGGAGGACCACGGGGAGUGGGAGUGCAUCGCCACCAACGUGGUCACCAGCAUCACUGCCAGUACCCACCUGACCGUCAUCGGCACCAGCCCCCAUGCCCCGGGCAGUGUCCGGGUCCAGGUCUCCAUGACAACUGCCAACGUGUCCUGGGAGCCAGGCUAUGAUGGAGGAUUCGAGCAGACAUUCUCAGUUUGGAUGAAGCGGGCACAGUUUGGGCCCCAUGACUGGCUGUCUUUGCCAGUGCCGCCGGGACCCAACUGGUUGCUAGUGGACACCCUGGAGCCCGAGACAGCGUACCAGUUCAGCGUCCUGGCCCAGAACAAGCUGGGAACGAGCGCCUUCAGUGAGGUGGUCACUGUGAACACUUUAGCAUUCCCUAUCACAACUCCAGAACCCCUGGUGCUGGUUACCCCACCAAGGUGCCUCACAGCCAAUCGGACCCAGCAGGGUGUGCUCCUGUCUUGGCUACCCCCUGCCAAUCACAGCUUUCCCAUUGACCGCUACAUCAUGGAAUACCGUGUCGGGGAACACUGGGAGACGUUAGAUGGUGCCAUCCCAGGCACUGAUGGAGAGUUCUUUGCCAAGGAUCUGUCACAGGACACCUGGUACGAAUUCCGGGUUCUGGCCGUCAUGCAGGAUCUGAUCAGCGAACCCAGCAACAUCGCCGGCAUCUCCAGCACAGACAUCUUCCCACAGCCGGACCUGACCGAUGACGGGCUAGCUCGGCCUGUGUUGGCUGGAAUCGUAGCUACCAUCUGCUUCUUGGCAGCUGCCAUCCUGUUCAGCACCCUGGCCGCCUGCUUUGUCAACAAGCAGCGCAAGCGUAAGCUCAAGCGCAAAAAAGAUCCUCCACUCUCCAUUACUCACUGCAGAAAGAGCCUGGAGUCUCCCUUGUCCUCUGGCAAGGUGAGCCCCGAGAGCAUCCGCACACUCCGGGCCCCGUCGGAGUCCUCCGAUGACCAAGGCCAGCCGGCAGCCAAGAGGAUGCUGAGUCCCACCCGGGAGAAGGAGCUGUCGUUGUACAAGAAGACCAAGAGGGCCAUCAGUAGCAAGAAGUACAGUGUGGCCAAGGCCGAGGCCGAGGCUGAGGCCACGACGCCCAUCGAGCUCAUCAGCAGAGGCCCCGAUGGCCGCUUCGUGAUGGAUCCGUCCGAGAUGGAGCCCUCGAUGAAGAGCAGGCGCAUCGAGGGUUUCCCCUUUGCCGAGGAGACGGACAUGUACCCCGAGUUCCGCCAGUCGGAUGAGGAGAACGAGGACCCGCUGGUGCCCACAUCUGUGGCUGCCCUGAAGUCCCAGCUGACCCCUCUGUCGUCCAGCCAGGAGUCCUACCUGCCACCACCAGCAUACAGCCCUCGGUUCCAGCCCCGUGGGUUGGAGGGCCCCGGCGGCCUGGAAGGUCGGCUCCAGGCCACAGGCCAGGCCAGACCCCCCGCCCCCCGGCCCUUCCACCAUGCCCAGUAUUAUGGGUACCUCAGCAGCAGCAGCCCUGGGGAGGUGGAGCCGCCGCCCUUCUACAUGCCAGAAGUGGGCAGCCCCUUGAGCUCGGUCAUGUCCUCCCCACCCCUGCACACUGAGGGGCCUUUCGGCCACCCCACCAUUCCUGAGGAAAACGGAGAGAAUGCUUCCAACAGCACGCUGCCCUUGACUCAGACACCCACAGGAGGGCGAUCCCCUGAGCCCUGGGGCCGGCCAGAAUUCCCCUUUGGGGGCCUGGAAACCCCGGCCAUGAUGUUUCCCCACCAGCUGCACCCCUGUGAUGUAGCCGAGAGUCUGCAGCCCAAGGCCUGCCUCCCCCGAGGACUGCCCCCCACCUCCCUGCAGGUGCCCGCGGCCUACCCAGGCAUCCUGUCUCUGGAGGCGCCAAAGGGUUGGGCAGGCAAAUCGCCGGGCAGAGGCCCCGUCCCAGUGCCCACCUCCGCUAAGUGGCAGGACAGACCUAUGCAACCUCUGGUGAGCCAAGGGCAGCUAAGACAUACCAGCCAAGGUAUGGGCAUCCCCGUGUUGCCUUACCCCGAGCCGGCCGAGCCCGGGGGGCACAGCGGCCCCAGCACAUUUGGCCUGGACACCCGGUGGUACGAGCCCCAGCCCCGGCCCCGGCCCAGCCCCCGGCAGGCCAGGCGCGCCGAGCCCAGUUUACAUCAAGUGGUGCUACAGCCCUCCCGGCUCUCGCCUCUGACCCAAAGCCCCCUCAGCUCCCGCACCGGCUCCCCUGAGCUUGCCGCCCGGGCCCGGCCUCGCCCGGGCCUCCUGCAGCAGGCAGAGAUGUCGGAGAUCACCCUGCAGCCGCCGGCCGCUGUCAGCUUCUCUCGCAAAUCCACGCCAUCCACGGGCUCCCCUUCCCAGAGCAGCCGCAGCGGGAGCCCCAGCUACCGGCCCACCAUGGGCUUCACCACGCUGGCCACAGGCUAUCCUUCCCCUCCGCCAGGCCCUGCAGGGCCUGCGGACAACCUGGAUGUGUUUGGACAGACGCCUUCCCCUCGAAGGAUGGGGGAGGAACUGCUCAGACCAGAGCCCCCCCCACCGCCAUUACCUACUUCAGGAACACAUCCACCUGCACCCGGGAAUGCUGCUGCACCUGAGAGGCUGGAGGCUCUGAAAUACCAACGGAUAAAGAAGCCCAAAAAGUCAUCCAAGGGCUCUUCGAAGUCAAAGAAACGAUCCGACGGUUCUGCCUCCCAGGCUCAGCAGCUUCCAGAUUCCCAGGUUCUGUGGCCCGAAGAAGCCGUCUGCCUCCGAAAGAAGAAGAGACAUUCCCGGCCUGACCCCUUCGCCCGCCUCUCAGACCUGUGCCACCGCCAGCUCCCGGAAGACCAGACGGCGAUUCUUAACAGCGUGGAUCAUGACGACCCUGGCCACGCCACCUUGCUGUGACGCGACACAACUCUAAGUGGUCCUAGUGUGGUCACGCUGGGCUGAGGGGCGGGGGAGGGAGGAUGACGGUGUGCCCGCUGAGGGGUAGUCUGGGGGGCUGCUCCGACCUUUGUUCUGCUCAUUCUCUCUCCAGCGAGAGUGCAGCCUCCUCCAGAUCCUGGCCAGCUGGUCUCACUUUGGGGAGAGCGGGCCAGGGGCAGACCUGUAGGUAGAGAUCAGGAAGUGAACUGGGGACAGGGAGAGAUCGGCCUCCUUCCCACCUCUCCCCUCUUCACUGGCUUGAUUUUUCUCACCUCUUCAAAUACCUUUGGAAGUGAAGAAGGGGAAAGCAAUGGCUUUUACUGCUCUCUGCUUCUGUUUCAGUUUUUUCAAGUCCUGGAAGAGGGCUGGACUGCCCAUCCCAUCUUCCAAUUCUACAUAUAUAUAGAUAUAGAUACAAAUGCAUCUGUAUGUAGUUUGUGGGUUUCUCUAUGUAUAUAUAUGUACAUUGAAGCAAAGUGCUGUUUAUUUCUGUGGUCAGUGAAGGAAGGAAGAGGAGGGCAGCAGACUUGUGCGGUUUGUAAGGAGGAUCGGCAGAGAGCCGGCUGGGCGUCCUGAUGUCUGUCCAGGGUGUCAUUCCUCCUGAAACAGGAUUCAUGCCUUCUCCGCUGAACUCACCGUUCAUCUCUCUACCUUCUCCCUUCCAGAGCAGAAAUGGGGCUUGCCAUGAUGGCCAGCUGCCUGCUCUGGGGGGGGAGGUAAUGAGUUACCACAGAACUAAAUGCAAGCCCUUACUUCUUGGUUCCUAGGUGAAGAGAGGGUGGCCAGCAAAGGGCAGACUGGUGUCUUUCUUUCUUCCACGGGUUGGCUCCUGCUGCAGGAGUAGAAGCUGCUUAGCAGGAGGGCCAAGAGGCAGGUCCUGCACAAACGCACACUCAUCUGUCAGGCCCUCUUGGUCCAGCCGGGCGGGGGGCCCUGUGGCCCAAGGGCCGGCUCCUGUUCUGGAGCCAUCUGUGUGGAGCGCCAGGCUGCUGCGGCUCUAUUUAUAUCCUGCCUCUGGCUCGGCACCCUCUAGAGUGCUGUUCCAAAGGCGCUGAUUGGAUUCCUCCUUUCUUUUUGUGGGAGCUAAUUCCCCAGAUUGAUUAAUUGCCACUUGUGGGGAGCCCGCCUGCGGCUCCUUUCCAUCUCUCCACGUGCCGCCUGCAGACUCUUCUUUGCCCUGGGCCUUCCUCCAACCCGUGGACCCAAGCUCCAACAGGAUGGGAUCGGAUGAAGCAAGG